AUGUAUUCAUUACCUUUCUCGCCACGCAGCACAUCAAAGCAUAUUUCCAACGUGAUGUUGGCCGGCUUCAUCAUAUGGUAUUUGACUAUGCUUCUUCCGGUAAACGUUGAGGAGAAGUUAACGGUUCCCGAAAUACUGUUUUAUCAUUUUGUACUGCUGUCCAUCCUACUCCUCUUUCGGCGACUUCGCACCGUGCACGAAGAUAAAGUCCGCAGAUUUUCUUCGGCCUCUCAUUUGCUACAGUAUUCCCCGGAACAGGAACUUUCGACGCCCAAAUCGGGCACUAAGCACGAUUCCAUCUCCUCCCUUUCUCCUAUUCUGUGGUACAAUCCAUUGCUCGGUUUGUGGAUGCUCGCGGAUAUCAACUGGUGGUUUGUAGCGCUGCUUUCUUUGUAUUUGUUCUUCGCUGUGUACACAGCCAACCUCGCUUUAACUUCGGUGUGCACACCGCGGAUGUACGCGGACUGGUUUAUUCUGCCGAACGAUUGCACUGCGGUAUACGCAGAUUUCCUGCGCGCUUGGGUUUUCGUCAGCUCUUUCUACUGGCUGAUCUCCACGAUUGUUCCCACAGCCGUCUUCAUGCAUCAGGUGGUGUCAUUGGUUCAGCGUUGUAAGAAAUCUUCCGGUGCUCACAAAGACUAUGUGAUUGCUUGA
Molecule: messenger RNA, 654 nt
Organism: Dicrocoelium dendriticum
Lineage: Eukaryota; Metazoa; Platyhelminthes; Trematoda; Plagiorchiida; Dicrocoeliidae
Source: the annotation of a GenBank genome assembly